AUGACGCUGAACCAUGACUGUUCUGAUGGCCCCAACAGGAGAGUCUCUUGCCAGUCAGGACUCCUCGGCCCAGGCAAGAAAGGUGGAACAGCAGCAGAACAGGGAUCAAGUGCAAAGCGCCCUGGAGUUCAGGUUCAGAGCAAGACUGUGGCACAGUGUGUGGAGUACUACUACACCUGGAAAAAAGAACAUAAACUUGCCAAAAGUCUUGCUCAGACGGUGAGCGAACCAAAGAGGAGCCAAAGCCCUCCCAGAAAGGAGAACGGGGAGACAGGGAAGAGAAGCCGCAAGAGGGCCCGCAACGCGGACUGUCCCUGCUGCCAAGCGCCCCAGACACCCCAUUCGGCGGGAGGCCCCUUUCCGUGCGGCCAGUGCAAACGGGUGUUUGAAACUGUGAAAGAAAGGAACGCACAUAGGAGAAGACUUCGCCCACGGAAAGAAGCAGGGCCUCUGCCCAAGAAGAAAAGAACAAAUUAAGCCUGCCACUUGUCCGGGG
Messenger RNA from Poecile atricapillus (Black-capped chickadee), 496 nucleotides. RefSeq names its product zinc finger protein 541-like. The record is from RefSeq and is a predicted model, not a curated record. The transcript is spliced from 5 exons. The coding region runs from base 1 to 477 and encodes 158 amino acids. NCBI's taxonomy places the organism in Eukaryota, Metazoa, Chordata, Aves, Passeriformes, Paridae.